GCUGCGCCGCUCGUGUUCCCGCAGCCCGCCGCGUGUGAUCGUGUGUGUGCAAAUGAUUCUGUUUUUAUGGCGCUCAUAUAUCAACUACUGCGAGUUUUGGUGCUGGGUGUGACCGCGGCGGCUGUCGACGAUGUCCCGAUAACAUGGUCACAGUCAGCCCGAAACGCGUCGCUGCCGUGCGUCGUCCCGGAAUGGACGCGCGUCCAGCCGCGACGACCGCCCCCGCCGCUCGAUGACGAACCGACGCGAGCCCGCCCGUUCACUUGGUACAGAGUUACUGACACGCGGGAAGAGGUCGGACCGAAGCGGAUCUCUCACAACGGCACGCUAGAAGUGAUCCGCAAGAAUGGAGGAACGAGCGAGGGCGUAUACCAGUGCGCCGCCUCGCAUCACGGAGGCCAGGUUCUUGGCUACCCCAUCAACCUCAAAUUUUCAUAUAUCGGCAAGCAGUUUUUGAAGCCGCCCAGCGACACGAUAGCGUAUUUGAACCAGCCCCUGUCUAUACCCUGCCGCAUCAGCUCGGGUCCCGCUGCAACUAUAUCCUGGUUGAGAGAUGGAAAGCCGCUGCCACAGUAUUUUAGGUAUCACAUUUUGGAGAGUGAGUUGCUUAUCACGGAUGUACAAAACGAAGAUGCUGGAGUUUACAGAUGCAUAGCAGCUAAUCCCUACGUAAACAAGAGCCGGAACAGCGCCGAGGGUCGAGUGAGGGUCCAAGAGUCGAUAGAUGAGGAGCCGUCGUUCCUGCCAGUUCGGGUUGAGGACAAUAUUGCGGUACCCGGGGGAAGCAGAGUUGUCCUUACUUGCCCUGUGUCAGGCUGGCCAAGACCUAAGCUAAGAUGGGAGCUAACACCGCCAGGCCAGAAGACGAGCGAGCUGGAGUCAACGGAUGAAGUCCUGGUACUAAACAAACUGGAGUACGACCAAGAGGGCGUCUACACUUGCUCCCUUGAAGACUACCUCGACAUGGUUAAGACGUUCAACGUAACUCUGGCAGAACCAGUGGUGAUAACUCUACCGCCCAUGUCAAAAGAUGUGACACGUGCCAGCACAGUGCGGUUCAACUGCACAGCGGCUGGCAAACCCGAGCCCAACGUGACCUGGUACAAGAACGGGGAAAAGCUCACAUUGGCUGGACGGAGAAAUCUACGCAGUUCAGUAGAUCGCAAACGUUUGGAGCUGGUGAUAAGUGGAGUUACAUCGGAUGAUGCAGGUGUAUACCAGUGCUUCGCGUGGAAUGGGAUCUCGAUGACGUCACGGUGGGCGCGGCUGAACGUUACGGGCGCGGGGGCGGACGCGCCGCGUGCGGUUGCGUGUGCGCCCGCCGGCGCCGCAGCCGUGUCCUUACGUUGGCUGCCGCCCGCAGAGAAGGUCAUCGCCUACACCGUGGACAUCACACCCACUGAUAAACAUGGCGGCGUGAUCACAGGACAACCUCACAUCAACACAGAGGAGAUAAUAAAAGUCCGGGAGCCGCUGGAACCCUAUCUUUUUCAAGUGCGGGCGUACAUACCAGCCACAACUAAGAAGAACAUAGCAAGCGAUAUGUCAGAAAGUGUGUUGUGCCAAGGACAAGGGGUGCCAAUAAAACUGUCGAAGUUGGAGGACGACCAGAUCCUAGUAUCGUGGAAGCAGUUCGCAGACCAAACUCCUGGCGUUGUGCAGUGGAUCCUGCAGUACAAACCUGAUGAUGGACACCAGACAACUCCAGAACACAACAUCACGUUGGCAGCUCACGUUACUAACUAUACUUUGAUGGCUCCUGAAUCAGACCCCUUGCUGGUAAGGCUCUUGGGAUCCAGGACUCUCGAGUGGCUCCACCAGAAUCUGACGCUGGUGCCGUGGACGUCCACUUCCGCUGCUGGACAGGAUACCGACGAUGGAGAGGUGAAAGUGAUCCCUCAAGACUUAGAGGUGACUGAGGUGGCUGAAAGAAGUUUCACAUUGCGCUGGCGGUGUGAGGACGCUACUAGGUACACCUUCCUAAUCUGCGUAAGGAGAGUGGAUGGGAACGACGAUUGUCAAGAAAGUUACGAUACCAGUGCAAAAAUAGAAGGGCUGCAACCAGAUAGCAAAUACGAGGUUCGAGUGCAAGUUCGGGUACCUGGCCGGACUCUUGGAGGAGCAUUCACUGCUCCUUAUUAUGUCACUACACUAUCUAAAGGACCCCAUCGUUUCAAAGACCUCAAGUACAAAUACGUCAACUCGAGUACUAUUCGUGUUUCGUGGAGCGAUGCGCCUGCCCGGUACACUGUGUACCAAAGCAAUGAGCUCAAGCUGCCCGUAGAGCAAUGGGCUGCAUUGGAGAUUGUGGGGAACACUGUACUUAUCACCGGUAUUGAACCGACAGAGGAGACAUUUGUAAUGGUGACGGGAUACGAUCCUUUGGGACACAGCCCGAUACUCAACGUACCACCGCAAGUCAGGAAUUUAGAGGACAAAGAUCUAAAGUAUGCCUACACGAGUUCAGGAGUGUCUGUUUGGUGGAAUGGCACUGGUCCCAGAGUGGUGCGGUUUACGCAGAACAUUACUCAGCCUGUCGAGAACUGGUCAACUGUCAACGUCACUGGCACCAAUAUUGAGUUGAGCAACUUAAGCACGGGCCCGGUCUUCGUGAUGGUGACGGCUGCUGGGAGCGAGAGGCGGCGAUACCCCACCGCGCUUACAAUACCUGAGAGGCCACCCGACCACUAUUAUUACUACUUAGGUAUAGGAGUUGGAUGCGGUGCAUGUGCGUUAUGUGCGUUUGCGGGCGGCGCGCUGUGUCUAUGGCGGCGUGCGAAAGCCAAACGCACACCGCAACGGUCCCGCAGAACGCACACGACUGCGAGGGGAGGGAUUGAAGAGGAGGGCUCCGAAAUGAGGAUGGCGCGCGUGGCCAAUGGUGGCGCCGGCGAACCGCUGCUCAAUGGACACGUGCAUAUCACAGAAAACCCAGCCACGAAAACGCCCAAUGGGAGGUUGAAAAAAGCUCGAAGAUACGAACCGCCGCAUUUCGAGGCGUUCGACGUGUCACGACACGAGCCCGACACGACCGUCGAAACCGUCCUCGACGACACCACCGCCUUCAGUUUCCUCGACACUUCCCGCCCACCGGAGUUCGACCUCUCAAGGCCACCCAAGGACCUCAGCGCUAACAACUCCUUCAACAAACUCCCCGACGAUAACAUGAACUCAGAGUUAACAAGAAGUACCGAAUUCCAACUCGACAACAGCAAAAUUCAGCCCACGCUUCAGCCUAACGGUUGAAAUGCAGUUAGCUGCACGUUUCAUAGAACUACAAGGGGAUCAGGUGGGCCCCCCGGGUUGCGAACCCAAAACCACGUAGUUAAGGCAGAAUAGAAUGAGAUUUUAUGUACAGAACUUCAUUAAUAGAUAGUUAGUUGGAGACACGGGGUUGAGGCUUGAUCGGUUUGCGCGAGGAUAGCUUGGCGUGUAUUUGUUCCUAAUAGACUUUAUUUUCAACGACGUAAGGCUGAUUUUUCGGUAAACAUACAGUACGGGUACCUUGUAAUUUAGCUGUCAAAAAAAAUAUCGACGCGCACGUAAAGUUAUUCUCGCUUAAACUAUUACGCAAUAGGAAUAAAGUCCAUUUUUAAAGAUCAUCUUUUCGAUUGUUGUUCAGAUAAUGUAAAUACAACAUUUUACUGCCUUUUAAGGCGUGUAUAUAGCGUUGAUCGGCCUGAGAUUAUAAGCAUCGAGACAAUAAGGUAUGAGAAAAAAAGAAAAAUAUGGCGCGAUAAUAUUAAUAAAAACUCGAAAUAUUUUGUUACGCCUUGAAGUAGUCGAAAUGAGACGACGUUCGUAUAUUAUUAUAAUAAAUAAUUAUAGGUUCAAUAAUAGUGCCUGCGUAUAGUAUACACCAAAACACCUAAUACAAAAUAAUAAUAGUUCACCCUUAGUGCAACAUGAGCGUACAAAAUAUAGACCAAAAUGAUAUCCAAACAGCCCUUAUAUUACCUGAGUACAUAUUAUGUAAAUAACGUGAAAGAAUAUGUUGAUGUUGAAAAAAGUAUUUAUUUCUCAUUUUUUAUUUCAUAGACAGUUCUUAGACAAGCCUUAGAAGCUAUCAGUUACCUUCAUA
This is a messenger RNA of Pararge aegeria (speckled wood butterfly), 4081 nucleotides long. Its product is annotated as protogenin A-like. Gene Ontology annotation, molecular function: protein binding. Gene Ontology annotation, biological process: cell-cell adhesion. The transcript is spliced from 24 exons. Bases 67 to 3246 code for a protein of 1059 amino acids. The record is from RefSeq and is a predicted model, not a curated record. Lineage: Eukaryota; Metazoa; Arthropoda; Insecta; Lepidoptera; Nymphalidae.